AUGGCUGAUCUGAAAAAAGGAUUACCCCAGGGAGGUACCACCCGUUCAUCGGGUGGAGAAUCCUCUGCCGUCGCACCGGGUAAGCCGGGGGCGGUCAGUCCCACGUAUUCUGGGGGGGACAAGAAAGGCCAGAAGGGAGGGAAGAAAGGAGAAAGGAGAGAGACCAGGGAAGAGACAGGUGUUAGGGGUGUAAAUAUGGAAGACAUAGGAAUUGAGAAGGAGCUUAGGGUAAGGCUAGACAGAGGGGAGUUAGAGAACGUCCUCAGUACCGGGAGGUACGACAUUCUCAUGGAGGAGGACCUGUCCGACGUUACUGGGUCGACGCUGUCCCUCUUUACAGGCAGCGAAGACGCCAGCAGUGACGGCGAGAAAAAGCGCACGAGGCGAAAACGCCAACGUAAGCGCUCCAACUCGGAUUCAGAGGGUGAGCGAGAAGGCAGAGGCCAUGAAGACCGCAUCGAGGCCAUGAAGGCUGCGGUUUUGGAGGGGCAAAGAAAUUUUGACCAAAGGCUCGGAGUGAUUCGUGCCACUUGGGGUGGAGACCCUAUGAAGCUCCAGUGGACGGCGGAUGCGCUCCGAAGCAAGAUAGAGGCCUGUGCGGACAUCAUCACCGUCACAGUAAAGAAGUGCGGAAACCUUAAAGGCACCACGAUCCGGGACAUCAAGGAUGCCGUGGAGGCCAUAAGGGAUGCGGCCGACUUAUUAAAGAAUAGGUCGGUCACAAAGGAGAAUACGGUCCUGGCCGCGAAGGUCGCGAGCCUGGAGGGACAAGUGGCCGGCCAAAGGGCCGAGAAUCAGAGGAUUAGCCAGGAGAUCCUUGAGCUCCGGGCUGCACUGAAGGAUGCGCAGGUGCAGGCGGCCGUCAGUCCAUCGACUUCCGCCGCCGGAGGCCCUGCACAAAGUGGAGAACUGGCGGUUGGGCCCAAGGCCCUAGAACAAUUGGAGGACCGCAUAGCCCGGAGGUUGGAGAGCCGCCUCGACACUCGCCUGGCGAGAAUCGAGGAGCGGCUCCCUCCGGUCCCGGAAGCGAGGCCUACACCAACUGCGCCUGCUGUGCGGGCGAGCGGUUCGGCUGGACCGAAAGGCAAGGGUAGAGGAAAGGCGACGGCUCCUGCACCGGCUGCUAUUGCACCGGCAGCUGUUAGUCAGGCUGCUCCUAUUGGAGUACAGGAGCCGGCGCCCGCUCCCCGAGCAAUGACGGAGAGCUGGGUGACCGUGGCUCGUCGUGGCGCGAUGAGCCAGGGCAAAAAGGCGGCAAAGAAACCUGCGGAGACUAAAUCGCCGCCCCAAAAGGCUGCGACCGCGGGAAAGAGGAGGAAGCCCAGACUCAGGCCGCCCCGAUCUGCGGCGGUGGUUUUGUCGCUGCAGCCCGGGGCUGCCGAGAAAGGAGUAACCUAUGCGGCCCUUCUCAGGGAAGCCAAGGAGAAAGUGUCCCUGGAGAGCAUAGGGAUCACGGAGCUCCACUACAGGCAGGCCAUCACUGGCGCGCGAAUCCUGGAGCUGCCAGGAGCCGCUAGCGGUGAUAAGGCGGACUCCCUCGCUGAGAAGCUCAGGGAGGUCCUGCCCGCGGAGGUGGUCCAGGUCUCCCGUCCUGUGAAGACGGCGGAUCUCAGGAUCGUGGGCCUGGACGACACGGCCACACCAACGGAUGUUGUCGCUGCAGUGGCGCGUUACGGUGGCUGCGCGGAGCAGGAGGUGAAGGCGGGGGAAGUCCGCCGAUCCGAGUCGGGCAAUGCGGCUACCUGGGUUCGCUGCCCAAUGGUGGCUGCCAAGAAGCUCCAAGCGGAGGGCCGCUUACGAGUGGGAUGGGUUUCGGCGCACGUAACGGUGCUAGACCCGAAACCCAUGCGCUGUUACCGCUGCCUACUGCAAGGGCACGUGGGCACGCAGUGCAAAUCGGCGGUUGACCGCAGUCUGGCCUGCUUCCGUUGCGGCGGAGAGGGUCACAAGGCUGCUGGUUGCACUGCCCCGCCGCACUGCGUCUAUUGCGCAGCGGCGGGACGUCCGGCGAAUCAUGCCGUGGGCAGCGGUAAAGCAUGCUCGCGAGGAAGCCGCGCACAGGCGCGGGCGGAGGAGACGGAGGCGAUGGAGGCCGAGUCCGGCCCAUCGCCGCCGACCCAGAGUCUCUCGGCGGCAGAUGCGGGGGCGUCUGCCGUCACCUAA
This is a messenger RNA of Achroia grisella, 2163 nucleotides long. RefSeq lists its product as uncharacterized. NCBI's taxonomy places the organism in Eukaryota, Metazoa, Arthropoda, Insecta, Lepidoptera, Pyralidae. Gene Ontology annotation, molecular function: zinc ion binding; nucleic acid binding. The transcript has a single exon. The coding region runs from base 1 to 2163 and encodes 720 amino acids. The record is from RefSeq and is a predicted model, not a curated record.